Molecule: messenger RNA, 351 nt
Organism: Lachnellula hyalina
Lineage: Eukaryota; Fungi; Ascomycota; Leotiomycetes; Helotiales; Lachnaceae
Gene: chz1
Product: Histone H2A.Z-specific chaperone
Exons: 3
Coding region: 1-351 (116 amino acids)
Source: RefSeq, a predicted model, not a curated record
AUGGCCGAUAAAAAUGGAUCAGCGACUCUGCAAGAGAAUGGCAGCGCAGCCAACCCUACUUCCGAUGCCAAGGGCAAGGGCAAGGCGGCUGAACCUGAGACCCGUGAAGUGAACAUGGAAGGCGAGGACAGCUCCAGCGAAGAAGAAGUUGAUGAUAAUGAACCUGUUGUGGAUGAACCCGAUGACGAUAACAUGGAGGAGAUCGACCCUGAAAACAUCAUCUCUGAUGGUCGUCGCACUCGUGGCCGCAAGAUUGACUUUGCCAAGGCUGCGGAGGAGAACCCGGAGGAGGACGAAGAAUCCGAAGAUGAUGGGGAUUUCGAGGCUCCUGACGACGAGAUGGAGGAAUAG